Molecule: messenger RNA, 7296 nt
Organism: Paramisgurnus dabryanus
Lineage: Eukaryota; Metazoa; Chordata; Actinopteri; Cypriniformes; Cobitidae
Gene: rsf1b.1
Product: remodeling and spacing factor 1b, tandem duplicate 1
Biological process (GO): negative regulation of DNA-templated transcription
Cellular component (GO): RSF complex
Molecular function (GO): histone binding
Source: RefSeq, a predicted model, not a curated record
CCUGCCAUAGUCGCGGUGCAUUGUGGGGAGGUUGUGGUCCUCCAGCAGCUCGGUUCGGAAUAAUGUCUGCCUCGGAGGCAGCGGACGGUUCUUCCCCGGGUUUGUGCCCGAGCUUCGCCGUGAUCUGCUCGUUUCUGGAGCGGUAUGGACCUCUGCUGGACUUACCGGAGGUUUCGUUCCCGGCGCUCGAGCGCAGUCUGCAGGAGAGCAGCACGGUCCCUAAGCUCCUUGUGGACCUUCACGUGAAGUUACUGAGGAAAAUUGGCAAAUCUGUAUCAGCAGACAGAUGGGAGAAGUAUCUCAUUAAGGUCUGUCAGGAUUUUAACACCACAUGGGCGUGGGAGCUGGAAAAGAAAGGUUAUCGAGAGAUGACUGUCGAAUGUAAGACGGGCAUACUAAAGUACUUGUGUGAAUGUCAGUUUGAUGACAACGUGAAGUUUAAGAAUGCCAUCAACGAAGAAGACCCUGAUAAAAUGCGUCUUCAGCCCAUCGGCAAAGACAAAGACGGCCUCAUGUACUGGUUUCAACUGGACCAAGACCACAAUGUAAGGAUCUAUGUGGAAGAACAAGAUGAUCUGGAUGGUUCCUCCUGGAAGUGUAUAGUAAGAAAUAGAGAUGACCUAGCUCAGAUUGUUGGGCUACUGAAGACACAUAUUGAUCCAGCGCUUUUGGUAAAGAAGGAUCAGGAGGAGGGGUCAUCCAAUAAAAGUCCGAGCCCAGAUGAUGAGGAGAACAAAAAGGAGGAGGGAUGUGAAGCAGAGAUUAAAGAUGAAAAGUCAAAAGACACAGCAUGUCCUGAUCCAUCUGAAAAUAAGGAAAACAUCUUGGAGAAAGAACAUGUAAAGCAAGAGGUCACUGAAGCUGUUGAAGCAUCGUCAGAAAAUGCGAAGGAAGAGCUGCAGAAACCUUCAGAGACGCCGAACGGCACUGCCGUCAUUGCUGGACCAAUCAAAGAAGAACCACAGGAUGAAGAGACAAAAGUCAAAGACUCAUCAACACCUACGCAGAAUGCAGAACAGAUGGAGGAGAUAAAGAGAAAGACUGCAGAAGACACUCAGAGAGCCCUUAAAAAUGACCAUCAAGCGAAAAUACCUUUGAAAAAGCGAGAGAUGAAACUAAGUGAAAAUUUUGACUAUAGCAGUGUGGGUGGUGCCACUACUUUGAAAAAAGCACCUGUCGCCCCUGCAAAAGAAUCGCAGAAGUCUUAUGAUGAAAAUGGAUCCAGUGGUGAUAAGAUCAACGGCCAUGUUCCCCAUUCUGAACAAAAAGAGAACGAAGCGCAAAAAGAGUCCAAAAGUCUUCAAAAAGACACAAUGGAGAAGCAUUCAGAAAAUGUACCUUGUGUGUCUGAGGAAUCUAAAAAGGAGAACGAGAAAGAUUUGACAGAGGAAAAGAUGGACACCAGUGAAACCAGAUCGUGUGCUGAAGAACAGAUGGAAGUGGAUAAACCCUCUGCUAGUGUCAUAGAGGGAAACAAGGAGAAAUCGGAACCUUGUCAACCACCAGAAAAGGUCCCUGUAGAACAGAAGUCACCAGCCGUCAAUGAGCAGUCAGAAAAGGCGCAUGGUGUUAAAGUCAUAACUGAAAAUAAAAACAAGCCCAAGAGUGAAAGUGUGGUUGAUAUGGAUGCUGCAAAGGACCAGAAAACGAAAGAUCUACCGAAAGAGGAGUCUCAGAAAGGUUUACAAGAAGAAGAAUCAAUAAAGCAUCCACCAAACGAAGUGUCGAACAAAGACAUACCAGAAGAAAUGGUAAAGAAAGAUCUCCUACAAGAAGAGCCCAAGAAGGAUCUCCCUCGAGAAGAGACCAAGAAAGAAAUACAAGAAGGUCAAAAACCAUCCAAAGACACAGAUGACUCCAAAACAGACCAUGAGAAACAAGAUCAGUUACAACGGACAACAACAACAACUGUGUCCAAAGAGACUGCUGCAAUGGAGACAGAAAAGACCCAGCCCUGUAAAGCAGAUGAAUCCUCUUCCCAUGAAACAAUCAAACCAAAAUCCCCUGCAGAAAAGUCAGAAAAUAUCUCAAAUCUUGAAGAGCGUCAUACGAGCUGCAGAACAGAAGAAACAAAACCUCAGCACAGCACCACAGAAAAAAAAUCUGUAUCUGUAUGCACCAAAUCAGAAACAGCCGCAAUUGUCUCAAACUCUGAAAAACAGCAUGUGUCUGAAGAAGACAAGCUCUCAACUAUUGCAGAAAUUGUGUCCGCUUCCUCCAAACAUUCUGAAAACACGAAUGGCCCUCAAGACAAAGCUUGUGAGCAGUCUGCCUCCCCAAAGUUGGCAUCUGGUGAGCUUGAAAAUUCAUCUGUUUGUGAUUCGACCAGUAAGCCGGCCAUCCUACAAUCCACGGAGACCGUGCCUUCUAAGAAAAAAUGUGAUACAGCUGCAACAAAUAAGAAAGACAAGGGUGAAGAAGAUCUUACCGGUAAAGUUGCGAACAGCUCUGAAAAAUCUCCAGUUGAAAAUCUGAAGAGCACGGAUGAAAAACAAAGUGAAUCCAAACCUUCCUCAGGUGGAGAGCAUGAAAAGCGAGCAGAUUCAAAAGAAAGGAGCACGGAUAACCAAAUGGACGUUGUUUCGGAGACCACUAAAGUUGAAGAGGUUCAAUCUGAUGAAACCAGAACAAAGGAGAAAAAGGAAUCUAAUGUUGCUUCAGAUCACGAAACAGUCCCAAACAAACAACGCGAGCAGGACAAAACCAAAGUUUCCCCAGAAGAAUCGAAAACAAGCGAUGCUCAAUCAGAAACCAGCCACAAAAGUCCAGAGGGGCUUUCGAACAAAUCUCAGGAGGGUCAGGAAGAGGUUAAAGCAGGAGAGGAAAAAGAAGAAACUUACAGCGUGUCUUCAAAAGCGCCACGGGACGGAAAACGUUCAAAGAUCAAGGUCGCAGCUCACAGACGGAAAGCUGAACUCCAGAGAGAGGAGGCGAGGGGGGAUUCAGAGUCAGAGACGACCGACGGCAGAUGCUUGAGAAGGUCUCCCAGAAUCUGCAGACCCACUGCUAAGCAAGUGGAGAUCCAGGAGAGGAGGGCGGAGCGGAAGCAGGCGACUUCGCCAUCAGAAAAGGAUAAGGAAGAAAACGAGGAAAGGGAGGAAGAAGAGCCUGUACAGAAGAAACCCAGGAAGACUGAACCUGAUGGCCAAACAAAACCUAAGGGCGGGAGGCGCCGAAAGCGGACACGAUGGUCUCGUACAAGGCGCAAAAAGAAAGGUUCAGACGACGAUUUCACUGAAGAGGAGAGUGAAAGCGAUGAGGAAACGGAGGAGGAGGAUGAUGACAGCGAUGAAGAUUUCAAGGUGGAGAAGACCAGAAAGAGGAGGAACAGACACAGAGAGCGUCGCAGCUCCGACUCAUCUACCUCUUCAUCAGAAGAUGGUGAACCCAACGAUGACCCCUGCAAACAUUGUGGCCUUCCCAAUCAACCCGAACUGAUACUCCUGUGUGAUUCCUGUGACAGCGGCUAUCAUACUGCCUGUCUGCGACCGCCGCUCAUGAUCAUUCCAGAUGGGGAAUGGUUCUGCCCCCCAUGCCAGCAUAAGCAGCUUUGCGACAGACUUGAAGAACAGUUGCAGAACCUAGACGCCGCCUUAAAAAAGAAAGAACGUGCAGAAAGAAGGAAAGAGCGGCUGGUGUAUGUUGGAAUCAGCUUGGAGAACAUCAUAACACCCACCGUGGAAGCAGAGGAAGAAAAAGAAGUGGAGCCUUUGAAAGAGGAGAAAAAAGAGGUGAAGAAGAGCAAAAGUUGGGGACGAAGGUCAACCAGGGCCAAAAAAUACAUAAGCUACAGGUUUGAUGAAUUUGAUGAAGCAAUCGAAGAGGCGAUUGAGGAAGACAUCAAAGAGGCAGAGGGAGGAGGAACCGGCCGGGGAAAGGACAUGGCAAACAUCACAGGCCACAGAGGGAAGGACAUGUCCACCAUCCUGCAGGAGGACGGGAAAGAGAACGGACGGCCACGGCGACCGCCCACAAACCAAAAGCGGAAGAAACGACGACGUCUCAACGAUCUGGACAGCGACACCACGGUGGAUGAGGAGGAGAGCGAGGACGAGUUCCGGCUCAGCGAUAGUUCUGAAGAGGAGGAGUUUGCAGUGACCGAUAAUGAGGCGGAGAGCGAAGCCGAUGCUCCAUCUUCAGAAGACAGCAAGUUUGCGAGCGAUUGCGGCAGUCCGCGAAUAAAACCCUCAUGCAGACAGUCGCCAAUUCGGAGUCGAAAAACGAGACCGCAACGCAAUAGACGCAGACCAAAAGGAUACUCUGAUGAUGAGGAGCUGGAAACUGACGAAGAGGAGGAAGAAGAUGAGAUGGCGACAGAAGGCUCUAGUGAAUUCAGUGACAGUGAUCUGGAUGUCCGCUGUCGCCGGUCCCACAGGAGCCGUAAGCAGCAGGUGAAUUACUGUGAAAGCUCCGAUUCUGAUGGCUCACAGGCCAGCACCAACAAAGACAAAAAGAAGCGAAGACACCUUUCCAGUUCUGACAGCGAAGUUAGUUUCAAGUCUGGAGACUCUGAUGAAGAAGAGAGGAAGCCCAAGAAGAGAAGAGGAGACUCAUCCGAGGAAGAAUCCAGAAAACAACGCAGACGUCUGUCUCUUAAACGGCGGAGGGAGUCGGAAGACGACGACGAUGAUGGCGAUUCAGACGAAUCUGAUGAAGAGGAGCGGCCUGUGCGCAAGCGCGUGAACCGAAUCGAUUCAGACGACAGUGACAGCGAGGUUGAGGAGGUGAAGAAGAGCCCGCCGGAGAAGGACACAGAGGAGACCGUCUCCAAAGGGCCCAGUCCACUGGACUACAACUUGGUGGAGCUUCCAUCCACGAAUGGACAGAGCCCGAUAAAAAGUUUGGAGGGUCUCAUAUCUCGACCCGGGGUAGGGGUGCCGCCUAAAAACAGCAAUGCUCCAUCAGCCGUAUCCAUGGCAGCAAACGGCCUGGAGAUGGCCCAGCCAGAUGAAGAUGAAGACGACCUCUUGGGCGUUACAGACCUCGUAGACUAUGUUUGCAACAGUGAACAAUUGUAAGGCCGUGAAUCAUUUCGUAUUUCAACAUCGAAAUCUUAUUUUUCUCUUUUUCAUCUUACGCUGUCCACGGUCAGCAUCAUCCAUAUUGUAUGAUCUUGACUUCCUCUUGGAUCCCGUCACCAAUCCUUGUUAAAUGUGCCAGCAGGACAGAAUACGGCGGAGGCCAUCAGCGGCACAUUAUUAAAGCUGUACAUAUUUAAUUGAUCAAAAAAUCGCAGAAAGGAGAAAUUCCUUUUGAGAGACUUCCCUGAGAUAUCUUUGGGAUGCAUCUCAGACAAAACUCUCUCUGGAAACAACCUCUAAAACCUCUUUUUACACUAAUCACAUAGCCACGCUCAUUAAUAAAUCUGAUGUCUGACGUAGACUUUAUUUUUGGAGUCGAUGUGAGUUUUGAUUUAUUCCACUUCUGUCAGUUGCACAUUCAGAGAGAAGAGGAAGUGGGUGGAGUCGGGUCCUAUAGUAGGCGGGAUUAGUAUGCUGGAAGCAGAAAGUGGGCAGGGUUAGCGUUUAGGGGCCACGAGGCAAAAUGAGCUGCAUUUUAGUGAAGUUUGCUAGAUUUUCCAUGAAAAUACAAAUACGUUCAGCGUUUAGUUCCCAACUGAGGCCGUUUUUAAACGUUCAUCCUUUAUAAUCUAAUUGGAGUGGAUGUCAAAUUUCUACCGAUUUUGUAGUGUCUUUUGGUGGGAGACGAUUUUUAUUAAGUGAUGUCAUUAUAAGCUUUGUUUUGUUAUACUAUUUAUUAUUACUAAAGGUGUAAUUUGUAACUAAAGUUAUUGCUUGGUCAGACGGCUGCUUCCAGCGUUAGAGCAAGAACAUUGGAUUGUUUCUUGUGCAUUGCUUAUUUUCUAAUGGCGACUUACUAAAACCCAUUAAAUUCAGUUCUUUCACAUAGAUGAUUUGUUAUUUUGAUUCAUUUCGAUUCAAACACUAUUCAAUCUGGCAGCUUGUGAACGCAUUAAAUGCCAAAACUUCCACUUUUACCACUCUGAUGUGCUAUAUUUAUUUUGAUGAGCGAUUCCUCACAUUACAAAGUUAAGUGAAGUUCAUCUCAUGCAGAUAUUUCUUCAGAGCGAUUUGUCUUUUUCCACCAGUCCUUUUUGUGUCUGUUUAAUGCACUAUAUUAAACCAUUUUCGUUGUAUAAAUAUAUAAAUAUAACCAUUGAAAUCUUUGUUUUUUACUUACUGAUUGUGUUGGCAUUGUUUCUUUUCAUCACUUAUAAAGCAAUACAUUUUUCUUACAAGAUACGCAGAAAGAGAUUCAUGGUCAUCUGAUUGACAUUACUGAAUCGUGUAUUUUUAAUGACAGGUUUAUUGUUGGUGACAAAAUGAUUUCUGACCCUUUCAGGAGGUUUUCAGCCCCUCUGCUGCGACAUCCGAGAAACUUGGUAUAAUCUUGCAUUAUCCUUGUGUGUAUAUCUGUAGUUUUCUGCUGUAACAUAUUAGAAGCAUUUUUAAAUCAUUUAAACUAUACAUAGCAGUCCUUUAUGAUUGCAGCUGUUUAUAAUUUGUUUUUGUAGGUACGUUUGUACCAGUUCAAAGUGAGUUGGGGCAUGUCUUGACUGUUUUCAUUGAUACAUUUGGUUGUCUUUUUUUCCUUUAAAAGUUUUUAGUCUUACCGUCGCAUUUUUCACCGAUUGCUAAAACGUUUCCAAGAACGAUCCGUUCUCACAGGACACCAACAUCUGAUACAAACCCCAAGAAAGUGUAACUGUUUGGAUGUCUGUGGUCGGCAAAAGCUAUGUAAAAAUGUCUUGUAAAAUAAUGUUUAUUCUUGGCAUGCACAUUAUGUUCUAGUUUUGGGGGAAUCAAGGUUAGAGAAAACAAAGUCACAAAUUUCUAACAAAUUUAGUGCCACUUUAAAUACAUUAAGAUCAGAAAUUUAGUCUGACUUUAUAGCUAAAGCUCAAGAGCACCAUUAGGUACAGUACUUAGCUAAAGUGUGUUGAUAUGUUUUUGAACAUCAGUAUUGAAUAAUGCUUGUAAUAAAAAAACAAAGGUACAGAGAUUGAUUUGAAGCUGUGGCCCAGCCUUUAUCAUCAUAUACUAUAUAUUUGUAUUUCACAAUCUGAUGACAUUCAAUAAAGGAUUCCAGCCCCAGUGUUUUAAGAUAUUUGGCUGAUGUAGAUUGACAGCAAAUGGACAGAUGCCAUCUGGUUUUAGCUUUUAGAAAUGUCUUUUGUGUUUGUCUGUUCCCCUUUUGGAUGUUUUUGUUAACUGUAUUGUAAUUUCUUUCAUAUAAUUUACGAUCUUGUACAUUUGUCAUAAUAAAAAAAAUUAA